Molecule: messenger RNA, 4148 nt
Organism: Ostrea edulis (European flat oyster)
Lineage: Eukaryota; Metazoa; Mollusca; Bivalvia; Ostreida; Ostreidae
Product: ER membrane protein complex subunit 1-like
Exons: 25
Coding region: 41-2986 (981 amino acids)
Biological process (GO): protein folding in endoplasmic reticulum
Cellular component (GO): EMC complex
Molecular function (GO): protein binding
Source: RefSeq, a predicted model, not a curated record
UAAACUUUUUUUGUAUCCAUCAAAGACAUGCGAGCUUGUGAUGUGUGGCUGUAAGAUGACUAUGACCGGCAAAUAUUUAUUGUUUCUGAGCUUUCUGCAGUCACUGCUGUUAUCGUUUGGACUGUAUGAGGACCAGAUCGGGAAAUUUGACUGGCAUCAGCAGUAUGUAGGGAAGAUUAAAGACGUUUUCUGGGAUCAGUCUUUCCAUGCCGGUAAACGCUUGUUGGUGUCUUCUGAGAAGCAUGUGCUAGCAUCUGUGCACUCUCACAAUGGUUCCCUGGCUUGGAGGAAAGUUUUAGAAGAAGGAACAAGAGGACAGAUUGACAAAACUCUCCACUCCGGAAAUGUGUUGAUUACCAUAAAUGGAGGCGGGCGAUUUGUGCGAAAAUGGAACCCUGGGAAUGGUGUAGCAGACUGGGAUAUCUCUUUGCCGGGAUCAAAAAAUGACAGAGCUGACAUCGUCCAGUGCAGUAAAGAUCUGGUGGCUGUUAUGGUGCAAGAAGCUGUGCUUGGUCUGGAAACUAGGUCAGGGAAACAGAAAUGGUCAAUUGCACUUCCACAAAGUAACCAAGUGGUCUUCACGCACCUAGCUUUGUCGGGUACAAACCUGUUUGUGAUUGGUCAAUCUUACGGACAGCAGAUUACCAUAGUAACCGUGGAUGUGGAUGGAGUGAUAAAGUCCACUCAGUCUGUGACAGCACCCUGGCUGACCUCUAACACAAAGUGUGUUGUGUCAUCUGGUGGUUUCCUGGUUUGCUACAGACAUGAGGACCAAAAUCUUCUAACACUAAACUUAGCAGAUGGUCAGACAUUCAAAUCAACCAGUUUACAGAUUUUAGGUUUGGAGGCAGAUGAUGGUGUUACCAUAGAAACCCAGAAAAAGGCAGAUGAGCCUUAUAUAUUUUUGAGGAUGAGGAAAGAUCACAUUGCCUUGUUAGAAAUCGCAUCUCAUGGAGUCAAGCUUAAGAAGGAUCUGCCUAAUAUUUGUGCAGCACAAAUUGCUUCCCUUGAUGCCCAGUCCAUGUUAUUUACACUAGAGAGAUUAACAGGGGAGCUGAAGAUGAGAGCAUAUGACCUUAAUACUGGAGGUGAAAUGGCCGAACUCUAUCAAACCAUUACAUAUCUACCUCAACAUGGCUUUCCUCAUACGAUGGAGGUUUUGCUGUUUAAGAAAAGAGAUCUGAGGCUUGGUUGUAGGUUUGCUAUCCUGUCAGAAGAUUUCUCCAUGCAGCUAGUUCUUAAAACAGAGCGGGACCACUCACCUGGGAAGAUUGCGUGGAGGCGAGAGGAAGCCCUGGCGUAUGUGUUGUCUGUAGAAAUGAUCGAUCUACCGGUGUCCGAAAACCAGGCCAAGUAUGAAGAUGAAUUUGGAUCACACAGAGAUGAUAUUGCAACCAUGUACAUGAAGAGGUUCAAGACUCAGUUUUCACAGUUAAAGACUUACAUACAACAACAACUUCAGAAGCUUCAGGGUCACCGACAUCAUCACCAUGACAUCGAGGCAAUGGCAGAAAGCGGGUCAGAAGACGAGGAUGAGGAAUUAACGCGAGACGAAUUUAACCUCAAUAAACUCAUCAUCCUGGUGACUGGAGCCGGCAAAAUCUACGGUGUCCGGAGCACAAAUGGUCACAUUGAAUGGGAACACUUUUUCCCAGAUUUAACUCCCUUUAACAGAUAUGGCCAACAGAAGCUGUUAUUGUAUGUACAGAGGACAACAGCUCACUUUCCUAACCCCCCACAGUGUACGAUAGUGGGCAAACACAAGGCAACGGGCAAUGGACUCCUGUUCUCCUUCAAUCCUAUUAGUGGAGAGGCUGUAGACACGCCCUCUACUGGCCAGAUGUUGAACUUUAGAAUUGUACAGGCUGGCAUGCUGGGAGAAUUAGAUGACCACUUCCUGCGCGGCAUUCUGCUACUUGACCCCAAUGAUCAGGUUCAUGUUUUCCCAGAGAAAUGCUCCUCCGUUCUGAAGAGGACAUACAGAUCCCAGUUCUUGUUCGUGGCUGAUCGUGACACAGGCUUUAUAAACGGCUACAGGACUCUCCCGCUUCAGAAGACAUUUUCUAUGGAGAAGGUUUGGACUGUGAAUCUUCAUAAAAAACAACAAACAAUUACACAAGUGGUUGGAAAAAGACCACUAGAACAAGUUCAUUCUCAAGGUCGUGUCCUUGGUGACAGAAGCGUUUUAUAUAAAUACCUCAAUCCCAAUCUGGUUGUUGUGGUAACUGAGGGAGAAAUCCAGGAACAGUCUCAAAAAGGUCCGUCCAGCUUCAUCAACCUCUAUCUGUUGGACAGUGUCACUGGUCACAUGGUCUUCCACUGCAGCCACCGGAGAGCCAAGGGACCGGUCAAUCUGGUGCACUCAGAAAACUGGGUUCUGUAUAGCUACUUCAGUCAAAAGUCCCGUCGUCACGAAAUGGCCGUGUUAGAAUUAUACGAAGGGAAGGACCAGAGUAAUUCCUCUGCUUUCUCUUCCUUCUCAUCACCACGACAACCGCUGGUCCUACGACAGUCGUACAUAAUGCCGUUAUACAUAUCCACCAUGGCGACGACCAUCACAGAGAAAGGCAUAACCAGCAAACAACUUAUCUUUGCCUUGAGGCUGGGUGGCUUACUAGCUCUUCCUAAAGCGCUACUGGACCCCAGAAGACCCCUUCUUCCCACUCAGGAAACCAUGGAGGAGGGCACAAUUCCAUACAUCCCAGAGUUACCUGUCAAUGCUGAGGCUAUUAUAAACUAUAACCAGAGUCUGUUCAAUGUCCAGGGGGUAUACACCUCACCGGCCGGACUUGAGUCCACCUCACUGGUCCUGGCAUACGGACUGGACUUGUACUUUACACGAAUUCAGCCCUCCAAGAUGUUUGACGUUCUGAAGGAGGACUUUGAUUAUUUCUUUAUAUCGGUCGUGUUGUUAGGAAUGUUUGUAGUUACCAUAGUUACUCAGAAACUCUCCGCCAGGCGAGCACUAAGUCGGGCGUGGAAAUAAAAUUUCUGAUUGUGUGAAGUGUGUGAGCUGUUGUGUGGGAUGUGAUUCAUUGGAGAGAAAGUCUUUAUCAUGAAAAACGUCACGAGUGAUUUUUGUAAAGCACUGUUUUGCGAUUCAUGGUAUUCAUGCAUGGUACAUGUUAUUCAGUACAUCAACACCUGUGUUUAAUUCAAACAUUCCAUGUGUAUGAAAGUUGUGCAAAUUCUUUGUCAUAAAUAAUAACCAGAGAGUAGGCUGCCUGUGUAAAAGCUUGAAACUUGGAGAGAAUUGUCUAUAUAAUGCUCUACAAAAUUCGUGAAGGGGGGUGGGGGGGAUAGUCUCCAUCUCCAAUAAAGUGAUGUAAAAUUACUAAAAAUGAGCAAUUCUAAGGAUUUUUUUUAUAGAUUUUGUACCAAGUGUCAGGAUAUUGUUAAGGGCAGUGUAUAGCUGAUAUUAGUGGAAUAGUUGUUGUGUGUGAUAGUUAUUUAUGUCAGAAGUGAAAUACGAUUCAUGUUGUGUUUUUAACAUUUUUGAUCUCGCAAUGAUUCAGUGAGAGGGAGCGAUUCUAAAUUUGUUGAUAUGAGUGGAUUUUUUUUUUUUUAAUUUUUUGAUAUUCUACUACAUGUAGUGCGGCUGUGUAUUAAGACUGUUUUACUGCUCGUUUUACCGGACAUUUUAUAGAAAGGGAAUCGGUUUACGAAAUUUAUUGUUGAUUCUUGUUAAAGUAUCACAGAUUAAGGGAAUUGAAAAUUUGGAUUCAAUUCAUCCCUAGCUUAGUAUCUAUGAUUGUCUAAUCUAUUUUUUCAUGAAGACUUUUCAUGAUUCAGACAAAUUAGAAGUUUAAUAAUCAUCAUAUGUGGAAGUCAUUUCUUCAGUUUAAUUUCGUAGAUGAUGCAGGUACGGCAUUACUCUUACCUGACUACAAAAGUAACAUUUGAUACUAAACUGUGGAAAUGGCGAACUUUGAAUAUAGGGAACUUGAUUUUCAAUGAAUUGUGAAAUAUUACUUUAUUCCCUCUAAUGAAAAAUUUUAAAAGUAAUAAAUUUUGUCUCCAGUAUAGAACAAAACUUCAAGAAUAAUUUUUAUCUCAACUGUGAGACGUUUUAAUAAUUUUUUGGUCUCCAUUAUGCAUAUAGAACCAACUCUUAACAAAAAUAAUAAAAAUUUCCACAAUUAUGGGAA